AUGGCUGUUUGGGAUCAACUAGAACCGUCUAAUAUUCAUAUCGCUUAUGCUUGUAUUGGUGUGUUCUCAUCGAUUUUUUCUUUAGUGUCCCUAUUUGUGAAGGAAAGGCUCUAUAUCGGUGAAUCCACUGUGGCGGGUAUCUUUGGACUUAUUGUCGGGCCACAUUGUCUGAACUGGUUCAAUCCGCUGUCAUGGGGUGCUUCGGAUAGCAUCACUUUGGAAAUUACUCGUAUAAUUCUGUGUCUGCAGAUCUUUGCCGUGGCAGUCGAACUACCGAGGAAGUAUAUGCUGAAGCACUGGCUAUCGGUCACUAUGCUGCUUCUCCCGGUGAUGACAUCUGGUUGGCUGAUAAUCGGACUAUUUGUGUGGAUAGUGAUUCCUGGAUUGAGCUUUUCGGGUAGCUUGCUGAUAGCGGCUUGUAUAACGGCCACCGAUCCUAUUCUGGCACAAUCUGUUGUCUCGGGUAAGUUUGCUCAAAGAGUUCCUGGGCAUUUGAGAAAUCUUUUGUCUGCUGAGUCCGGUUGUAACGACGGUAUGGCGUUUCCUUUCAUCUUUCUUUCGUUGUAUCUGGUCUUGUAUCCUGGAAACGGGGGCUUGAUCGUUAAAAAUUGGAUAUGCGUGACUAUUCUGUAUGAGUGCAUAUUUGGUUGCAUCCUCGGUGUCUGUAUUGGUUAUAUUGGUAGAAGGGCCAUUAGAUUUGCUGAGGAGAAAAACAUUAUCGAUCGUGAAUCGUUCCUAGCAUUUUAUGUUGUUUUGACUUUCAUGUGUGCAGGUUUCGGUUCAAUAUUGGGUGUCGACGAUCUGCUGGUGUCGUUUGCUGCGGGGACAGCUUUCGCCUGGGACGGAUGGUUCAGUACCAAAACACAGGAAAGCAACGUUUCCACUGUCAUUGAUCUGCUGUUAAACUAUGCUUACUUCAUUUAUUUCGGUGCUAUUAUUCCCUGGGAAAAUUUCAAUAAUCCUGCCAUUGGUACGAGCGUGUGGCGGCUAAUUAUACUUGCCAUUGUUGUCAUAUUUCUGAGAAGAAUCCCGGCAGUUUUGCUGUUAAAGCCGUUUAUACCAGAUGUCAAGUCAUGGCGGGAAGCACUGUUCGUUGGUCAUUUUGGUCCCAUUGGCGUUGGUGCUGUUUUUGCAGCAAUUCUAGCUAGACAGGAAUUGGAGGAGCACAUUUCUCACGUUGAAACAAAGCUCACAGAUAUGCCAGAGAAAGGAAGUCCUCAGUGGCAACUCAUCUCAUGUAUAUGGCCUAUUGUGUGUUUUUUUAUUGUCACAUCCAUAAUUGUUCAUGGAUCAUCCGUGGCUAUCAUUACAUUAGGGCGUCAUUUGAACACAAUAACUUUGUCGAAGUCCUUCACCACUCAUACCACACAUGGCAAUGGAAAAACAUCCUGGAUGCAGAGGUUGCCCUCGCUGGACAAAAGCGGACGUUCGUUCUCUUUACAUAGAGUUGACACAGAGGCGCCUCCCGGUGAUAAUCAAGGUAAUAUAGAAACUAGUGGGAUGCUGGCAAGACCAUUCGGCGGAAUGAAGAGGCGGAAGGCUAAGAAUAAGAAGAAGCAUAGACGAAGAAGUGAACUGUUUCACGUUUUGUCUAGAAACAACACAAGAAACCAAGAUGCGUACGAUGAUGAACUUAAUGACCUAGGUAGAGAAAGGUUACAAAGAGAGAAAGAAGCGAACGCAGCGGCGUUCGCUUUGGGUAUGCCUAAUAGAAGCGAUAAGGAAAGCGAAGAAGACCUAAAAGAAAAGCUUGAUACCUCUACGGAACAUCCUAGCUCCAGCGAUCAGACGCAAGAUGCUACAGAAGGCAAGAUGAGUGAUUUACAUGAUGGUAUCGAUGUCAUGGAUGCACAGGCGACUGCUCAUAUCAUAAAAGGACUCGAUACUUUAGCUUCUAACCACGAUGAUUCCAACUUGGAGUUUGUGGAAGACCAAACAGGCCCGUCACCAUCGGGCGAAUCACCAACCGAUGUUGAAGCGCAUAAGGAUACCAGCUCAACAGCGUCGUCAGAGGCUGAAAGGAGGAGAAGGAUAAGAGAAGAGGAAGAAGAAGCUCAUGUGGCGUACGCGGAAGAUAACAAACUAAUUAUUGAAAACAAAGCAGGUGAAAUUAUAGAUCAAGCAGAAUUUAAUAGACCACCAAGAGAUGAUGAGGAGAGCAUCGGCAGUGACCUAUCGAAGGUAUUGAGUAAUAAGUCAUCACGGAGUCUGAAAUCGUUAAAGAGAUCUCUCUCCCCGACGAGUUUUGUCAGGAUGCGUGGAUUGGUGGAUACCGACCGUAACAGAAAGUACUAUGCGUACAAGAUGGACAAUAUGCUGAUAAUAGAAGAUGAAGAGGGCGAAGUCUUACGUCGCUAUAAGAUCAAUACGCAUGAUGAAAAGACCGCUACCAGGCCGAGAAGCGCAAGCGUGAUGGCCAAAGCCCUCUCAGCAGUCGGUUUGAGAAGUAAACAGAGCUCAAACGCUAAGGAUAAAGAGCCAAGUCAAACAGAGGAUAUGAAAAAGAUGGUAAGAAACCUAACUCCCGCCCCUAAAAAUACCCACGCAAGAUCCGAUGAGGACAUCGGCGAAGAGGAUGAAGACGACGAUGAUGAGCUAAGUGAUGAUGACGGUUACUCCUACGAUUAUGAGCAGGAUAACGACACCUUUAGCAAUGGUUCCGAAUCCGCAAACGACACGCAAAGCUACUAUGACUCUGACGAGGCGAACAUUGCAGACAGUGGAGCUGUUAGCGACGCAGCCUCCGAAACGGUUGUCGAAAGAGAAAGGCGGCUCAACGCAUUGGGCCAUGUAAGCGCGCCGCGCGAUGUCGACGAUGAAGAAGAGCCCCCCACACCCAUAGAAUCGCAACCCAAUUCUGGUCCUACUGCGGCUAAAAAGAUGGCUACGAUUGGAAAGACGUUCCAUCUCAAAUAG
Messenger RNA from Torulaspora globosa, 2916 nucleotides. RefSeq names its product Nha1p (gene NHA1). Gene Ontology annotation, cellular component: plasma membrane. NCBI's taxonomy places the organism in Eukaryota, Fungi, Ascomycota, Saccharomycetes, Saccharomycetales, Saccharomycetaceae. Bases 1 to 2916 code for a protein of 971 amino acids. Gene Ontology annotation, molecular function: sodium:proton antiporter activity. The record is from RefSeq and is a predicted model, not a curated record. The transcript has a single exon. Gene Ontology annotation, biological process: proton export across plasma membrane; intracellular potassium ion homeostasis; sodium ion export across plasma membrane.